AUGGUCUAUGCUUCGACAAAGAAUGGAAAGAUCCAAGAAUGGAAAAUCGCAUGUAGUGUCCUUGCAGCUUUUCUGCACUACAGUCUUUUGGCAGCUUUCUCCUGGAUGUUGAUUAUAUCAACGGAUUUAUUCAUGAAGAUCAAACGUCCGUUUGCUGAUCAUUCAAAGCGCUUCACUUACUGUCGGUUCAUAGGAUGGAUUGGACCUGUCAUUGUUGUUGCAGUGACUGCUGGUAUAACAAGAGAAAACUACGCAUCUGAUAAGUGCUGGUUAGAUACUGAAUCUGGUACCAUUUGGAGUUUCAUUCUGAUAGUCUGCCUCACCAAUCUGAUUAUCAUCGUACAGUUGUGUGUUAUUGGCUACGUAACGUUCGAGAAAUCUAAAAUACCGGACCAAUCUAAAGAAGAAAUACAAAGCUUCAUUAGAAUCAGGAAUAUGUUUCAUGGUAUAUUGCUCCUUGCCCCAGCCGUGGGACUUCCAUGGAUUUUUGGUGUCAUCAUCGUUUUUUGUGAUUGGAAAGUGGUGGAAUACAUCUAUGUUGUCUUGAAUUCCAUGCAAGGAUUCUUCGUGUGGCUCUCGCAGUGCGUAUUCAGCAAAGAGGUGCGGCAGACAAUCAAAAAAAGAUUUAACAACCGGGUAAAGCACCAUAGUAGCGUCGCUACUGUAAGCAGUGUGACUUAUAAAAGAAACCGUGUAAUUAUCGAAGACAUGUAA
Molecule: messenger RNA, 714 nt
Organism: Anneissia japonica
Lineage: Eukaryota; Metazoa; Echinodermata; Crinoidea; Comatulida; Comatulidae
Product: adhesion G protein-coupled receptor L4-like
Exons: 6
Coding region: 1-714 (237 amino acids)
Biological process (GO): adenylate cyclase-activating G protein-coupled receptor signaling pathway; cell surface receptor signaling pathway
Cellular component (GO): membrane
Molecular function (GO): G protein-coupled receptor activity
Source: RefSeq, a predicted model, not a curated record